Venustampulla echinocandica is the source of this 912-nucleotide messenger RNA. RefSeq lists its product as uncharacterized. The record is from RefSeq and is a predicted model, not a curated record. The transcript has 2 exons. Bases 1 to 912 code for a protein of 303 amino acids. NCBI's taxonomy places the organism in Eukaryota, Fungi, Ascomycota, Leotiomycetes, Helotiales, Pleuroascaceae.
AUGUCCUCAGAAAUUGUGAAGAAGAGAGGCAGACCCAAGAAGGUCGUCUCUGACCCGGUUGAGUCCGAAUUGGCAGAACCAACUAAGAAAUCAACAUCUACCCGGACAAAGUCCACAAAGACAACUACCACAAAGCCAACGACGGCAAAGAGUACUGCGUCUGCGAAACCCUCUACGGCUGCGACGCCUACACCAAAACCCAAUGCUGAUGUGACGGCACCUCCAUCUCCGAAGGCCGGCUUGAGGGCAGCAACUCCAGCCGUAAAGAAAGCAGAAUCCAAAGCACCUCCCCCUCCAGCGGCAAAGAAAUUAAAACCACAAGCUCCUUCGCCAGCUCCAGCGGCAGUCAAGGCCCAAUCUCAAGCGCCUUCACCGGCUCUUGUAAAUGCUGCAGGCAAGAAGUUGCCCAUAACACCGGCGACAUCCAAAAUCCUAAGCAAAGUCCGAGAACUCUCUCAACAACAGAAUACCCCAUCCACACAAGAGCCUACGCCAUCUUUCAAACCACCAGCAACAGCUACCUCGGCCAAAAUCCCGCCAACAAAGCCUAUAUCAUCCCCUAAAUCCCCGCCAGCACCGAAGCCCAUUGCAUCAACACCACCCCCUCCUUCAAAUCCAAAACCUCCCAUCGCUGCGCUCAAUUCCGCAAUCGUGUCUAAUAUAACGACGCGCGCAGGCGCAAGACCAAGUUCAAGCGGGAAUAGGCCGUUGCCACCAAAUUAUAAACCGGUGGCUAGGAAAAUUACAAUGGCGAUUGUGGCGAUGCCGAUUGUGAUUGUCACGAGUUGGGUGUUAUAUGAGAGGUUGGUGUUGGGACACGAUCGAAAACUUCUUGUGAUGCCUGGAUUACCAGAAGCUGAUGUGGGGAAAGAGGAAAAGGUUGUGGUAUCAUCGACCUCAACCCCCGAAUAG